Messenger RNA from Naegleria lovaniensis, 864 nucleotides. RefSeq lists its product as uncharacterized. Gene Ontology annotation, molecular function: protein binding. The record is from RefSeq and is a predicted model, not a curated record. NCBI's taxonomy places the organism in Eukaryota, Heterolobosea, Eutetramitea, Acrasida, Naegleriidae. The coding region runs from base 1 to 864 and encodes 287 amino acids. The transcript has a single exon.
AUGUCCAAAAGAAGCAUCAAAGAGUCGUUAUCACUGUCGGAUCAUGUUGAACGAAAGAACCGAAAAAUAGUAACAGAAAACAAACAAGAAAUUUCGCAAGAUGUAUUGGUCAAUGUCUUGUUCCGAUUUUUUGACUACAAGUGGUUGUUUCAGACGGCAAGUUUGGUGUGCCGAGAGUGGUAUGAAUUGGCAAAGAAAUCACAGUUCAAGCUCAACAUUGUUCUCUCGAAAAAUAAUCAUCAACCCUUUGUCAAUUGUUGUGCAUGUGGAAGAUUAGAGUCCAUUACCGAAUUUGUUGUGAGAGAAUUGACUUGGAAAAUUUUACAAGAAAUUUGCUCUUUCAAUAUUUCAUUCAAAUUUUUAGAAGUUUUAGAUUUAUCUCACAAUCGUAUUGGAGAUGAUGGCGUGCAAAUAUUAUCCAACCAUUGCAAAGUGUUUGAGACGGUAAAAAUUCUUAAUUUGAGCAGUAACAAGAUAUCACACAAAGGAGCUCAAUUACUAAAGGAAGCAACAUUUACAAGGCUCACGCAUUUGGACUUGAGUAUGAAUCCUAUUGGGAACGAAGGAUGCACGCAUAUAGCCAAUAUGGCAUUUGGUCCUUCGUUACUGAAACUCAAGCUGUAUGAUUGCAACAUCAGUGACAUUGGUAUUAAGAAUUUAUUGAAUUCUACAAAUUUAAAUUCUCUUACAUGGUUAAACUUACGAUUUAACAAGAUUGGCCUUGAAGGAAUUCAAUAUUUAGAGAACAACGGUCACAUCAUGUCCAAUCUUACCAAGUUAAAUCUUCGCUUCAGUCUUCAGCCCUCCUCAAAAGAUUACAUCAAAAAGAGUUCCCUUUUUACAAAAUGCCAAGUGAAAAUGUAA